This is a messenger RNA of Durusdinium trenchii, 2079 nucleotides long. The record is from the annotation of a GenBank genome assembly. NCBI's taxonomy places the organism in Eukaryota, Dinophyceae, Suessiales, Symbiodiniaceae.
AUGAGCUCCCGACGCGAUCGAGAACGACGGGUGCCAGUCAGCGUGCUGACCGGCUUCCUGGGAUCAGGGAAGACCACGUUGCUCAACCAUAUCCUCAAGUCACCCGACCAUGGUAUGAAGUUUGCUAUCAUUGAGAAUGAGUUUGGCGAAGUUGGGGUCGAUGAGAAGGUACUCUUGGAGUCCGCGGAGGAAGAGAUGAUUGAAGUGAUGAAUGGCUGCAUUUGCUGCACUGUGCGUGGAGAUUUGGUGGUGGCUCUCAAGAGGUUGUACAAGAAGAUCGACAAGUUUGAUGGUGUCAUCAUUGAGACCACCGGCCUGGCCGACCCUGCACCAGUGGCACAGACCUUUUUUGUGGACGAUGAGAUCCAACGCAUGUACAAGCUUGAUGGAAUUUGCACCGUGGUGGAUGCCAAGCACAUCAUUCAGCACUUGGAAGAAGAGAAGCCCGAAGGUGUCGAGAACGAGGCAGUCGAGCAAGUGGCCUUUGCCGAUCGUAUCUUGUUGAACAAGACCGAUCUGGUGGAACCAGAAGAGCUGGAUGGGAUUGAGGCGAAGAUUAAGGCCAUCAACAGUGAGGCGCCCAUCUUCCGUUGCCAGAACAGUGCUGUGGACCCGAAGAGCCUUCUGAAUUUGGAUGCUUUUAGCCUUGACCGCGUUUUGAAGAUGGACCCCGAAUUUCUGGACACCGAUGGUGAGCACCAGCAUGACCUUACGGUCUCGUCUUGCAGCUGUAAGUUCGAAGGAGAAUUGAAUGUGAACAUGUUGCAAAGCUGGAUCAGUGACAUCAUUCAGAAUAAGGGGACGGACCUCUUCCGCUACAAAGGAGUACUGGCGGUGAAGGGCAUGGACCAAAAGUUUGUCUUCCAGGGAGUGCACAUGUUGUUUUCUGGAGGUUUCAGCGACAAUUGUUGGGCAAAGGAUGAACCUCGUGAGAACCGCUUUGUCUUCAUCGGGCGGAAUCUUGAAAAGGAGGAGCUCUUGGGCCAAGUCAAGGCCUGCAAGGUGGAGGGUGAGCUCCGUUUCAAGGUGGGUGAUGAAGUGGAGGCCAUUGUGGGGAAGGGCCAAUGGCAGCGAGGCAAGAUCUUGCGCUUGUGGGAUGAAGGCAACCCAUAUCGCAUUGAGCUGGCGGACAAGCAGAAGACCAACGUCUGGGGUCCAAUGGAUGAUGAUCGAUUUGUCCGAAAACCCAAGACGGUCCUGGGUGACUUGGAGAAGCGUUUGGGGAAGGAGGAAGUCGCGAAAGCUUGGACUUCGCAGAUGCUUUUGAAGUACGUGGAGAAUUGUGCCUACGAUGCGAAAAAGCCUUUGCAGAGCACUGUAGUAGCACAGUUCAUCGCCGCGGGCGCGGACGUUUGCAGCAAGAGGAACAGCGCAUCUGUGCUACUUUUGAUGAUUCUCAAUCCAUACUCAAGUUUUUUAGAGAUGACCAAAAUCUGCCGGAUGGUCAUAGAGAAGGACCCGCAGAGCGUGUGCCAGCGGGAUGGAUUUAAGAUGACACCUUUUAACUGGGCCUCGGACUACGAGAAUGUCUCCCUGCAACACGGGGUGAGCCCGCCCAACCCCGCUGUGCUCCUGGCGCUGGUGCCCAGCAUUUUCGAGCUUUGCCCAGACCUCGCGGAGGGAUCUGGCGCUUGUUGCUUGAAGACCACGAAAACCGGCCAAGCUGCAGGAGCAGUGAUGUCAGGCGUGAGCCUACGGUUCUUAGAAGGCGAUCGCGUGCUUUGUCGAGUGGAAGCGCCAGGGAACCAAACAACCUGGGAAGAAGGCGUGGUGGUGGGCCUUUGGUACAGAGAGAAGGGCUGGCCGCCUGAGUUUCCUGGGGCUCCCUAUGAGGUGAAGUUGGACAUCGGCUCACAUGUCUACGCCUUAGUCGACCAUGAUGGCUUGAUCCAACGCGAGGCGAGGCAGACGGUGAAGGCCACGCUGCCAAAGUCCACCGGGCGCUUCCAGAAGCAGCGGCGCGAUGAUGGGAGCUGGGAACUUCUUGACACGAAGUCAGGUAAGGCGCGCGCCUGUUCCCCGCCCGACUCCGAUGAGGAGGGGAGACGUUUUCGGAGGAAGGGCGCCGGCGCGGGGUAG